AUAACACAAAAAUAAUGACUAUGAUUGUGGGCUAGGAUUCUGACGAAAGAUCACAUUUGUAGACUAUAAUUAUCGUAAAAAGCGACUGUUAUUCAUAAACGACGCAAAUGGAACAAUCUUUGGAAUUGUUAGAUGGGGCAAUUGACCAAGCCCAGUCAAUAUGGGCUUCCGAUUUCAAAAUCUCUCUUCAAAGCCUAACAUUCACCGCAGCUCCCUACCUCAGGGCUCAGGCUAAUCUUUUUGCUCUGUGGAAGUGCUCAGAUCCUCCACAGUAUUGGCAGUUAGGGAUGGAGCGUCGUGGAUUGAAGCGGACAUUGACGGACCUGCCAGCUCCUCGUUUCAACCCCUGGAAGAGAGCAGAGCCUCUUUCACUGCCUUGGGAUACACGGGACGAAAGACGGGAUCACUUUGGAAGAUUUGAUCAAUAUGUUCAGGCUAACCAGGGGUUGGAUUUUGUUACUAAAUCUGCGGCCCUUCAGGCUUCCUCUUGUGUAGUAUCUCUGAUUUCGUUUUCUGGUCCCAACCACUUGUUCACUUGCUCUGGGAUUGUAAUCAAGUGUGAUAAUGUUGAUGAUGGUUUCUGUUAUACGAUACUAACUUCUGCCUCUUUACUUAGAGGUUCCUCCCACAAAUCUGUCUUACCCGAUGACUUAAAGGUGGAUGUCUAUCUAUCUAAUCGCAGCUUAUGUCGAGCUGAAGUAGAGUCAUAUGAUUUCCACUAUAACGUCUGCUCUUUGUCAUUCAAGUCUACUGCAUGCCUUCAAAUUGCUGUCAUUGGAAAUAUUGAUGGCUCCUCUAUGGCUCCAAUGCGCACUCAUAGUUCUAGAUCUUUCCAGCUUGUACCCCACCGUGAGACUGCAGUUGAUCUUUCCUCUCAAAUGGAUGUGAUUGCGUUAGGUCGAUAUCAUGAUCCACCAUACCACAUUAUGGCUGCACCUGGCGUGCUCAGGCUCGAAGACAGUGGUUUAGAUUGUGAAGACCUACUCAUGACUAGUUGUCGAAUUACAAAGAAUGGCAUUGGAGGACCAGUUAUCAGCUACAGUGGAUGUGUGAUUGGAAUAAGUUAUUACAAGUCAGUGUUUACUCCUUUUUUGCCUAUCAACAUUGCUCUUAGAUGUUUAGAGCAUUUGCGCACAUCCAGUAAAGUUCCUCGACCAUGGCUUGGACUAAAAUUAUCUGACCUUCACACACUAAGAUUGGGCGAGCUUGAAAAGAUAAAUCAGACCUUCCCUCAGCUUGUAGAAGGUGUUGUUGUCACAGAGGUGGAGCCAGAAUCCCCUGCUUCUCAUGCUGGAUUGUGUAGGGGUGAUGUCAUAGUUCAGCUUGACAGAAUGCCUGUUACGAGAACCCUCAAGUUUAAGGGUUUGGUGUUGGACAAGGCAAAUGGGCCCCUGGAAGUGAUUGUGAAGAGAGUGGGUUGUGAGACACCUUUGACACUGACCCUAUCGCCUCAAAGGCCCAAAAGGCGGAAUCGGUGGCCAAUACCCAAGGAGUGGUUUGUUAUCCGGCCUUGGAGAUGAGAUUGGUGUCGUCUUGUUUAUAUGUUUUAUCAGCAAAGUAAUUUAACAAUUAACACCCAAGUCGUCUUGUUUAUAUGGUUGAUGGUAACUCAAGACAUGAACCUUUGGUCCCUCUAGUCUUGCCAAAUAGCAUGUCAAGCACGACUUGCAGUUCGAUUGCUAGCGUGUAUUUUUGUGUGACUUUUAGAUUAUGUGUCUUUGAUAUCUAUAAUAGCGAGUAAUACUUUCUUCAUUUCAAUUCUUGAGAACCGCGACCAUUGGUGUUCCGGUGUGUAUUUAGUGCUCUAUAACAUUAGCUUAAUUUAGUAACUUUUGUUAGACCAUAUGGUAUGAUUUUCCUUGAUCCUUUGUUGUGAAUUCAGUGUUAUGUCUGUAUUUU
Cuscuta campestris is the source of this 1899-nucleotide messenger RNA. Lineage: Eukaryota; Viridiplantae; Streptophyta; Magnoliopsida; Solanales; Convolvulaceae. The record is from the annotation of a GenBank genome assembly.